AUGGACUCGUCCCUAGCCGACCACGACCUCGAGAAGCUCAACGAGAAGGACAAGCUGGAGCUGCGGUCGUUCCUUGCCAACGAGAACCAGAAGGCGCGCGUGCAGGCGACCGUCCACUCCCUGACCGACAUGUGCUUCAAGAAGUGCGUCACGGGCACGAUCCGCGGCGGCAAGCUGGACGGGAGCGAGGAGGGCUGCAUAGCGAACUGCACGGAUCGGUUCCUUGAUGUCAGCCGGUUGACGGUGAACCACUUGCAGAAUAUGCGCCAGGGUUGA
Anthostomella pinea is the source of this 276-nucleotide messenger RNA. The record is from the annotation of a GenBank genome assembly. NCBI's taxonomy places the organism in Eukaryota, Fungi, Ascomycota, Sordariomycetes, Xylariales, Xylariaceae.